This is a messenger RNA of Lottia gigantea (owl limpet), 936 nucleotides long. RefSeq lists its product as hypothetical. Gene Ontology annotation, cellular component: plasma membrane. Gene Ontology annotation, molecular function: G protein-coupled receptor activity. Lineage: Eukaryota; Metazoa; Mollusca; Gastropoda; Lottiidae. Gene Ontology annotation, biological process: G protein-coupled receptor signaling pathway. The transcript has 2 exons. The record is from RefSeq and is a predicted model, not a curated record. The coding region runs from base 1 to 936 and encodes 311 amino acids.
AUGGCCCUUGUUGUCUUCAUUUACCCUGUUAUAAGCAGAAAAGUAAGAGGUAAAUUGAUACCGUUUCUAGAGAAUAGUGUUGGUCAUGCCUCUGCCUUAACUAUAUUAGCAAUCAGCAUUGAAAGAUAUCGUGUUGCCUUUGGUGUGAAUCCACAACGAAGAAAAUCUAGGUUAAUUGCGAAAACGUUUGUUGGUAUAUGGAUUUGCUCAAUUUUAUCUGCCUUACCGUCUAUAUUAAUUACCAAGUAUAAUACAUAUAAACUACUGGAUGGUACACCAGUUCCAUUUUGCUCAACUCCCAUUAAUUUAUUAUGGCAUAAAAUUUAUAUCGUCGUUAUGACCAGCUUAUUUUUCCUGUUUCCUUUAAUAAUCAUAAUAUUUUUAUACGCCAAACUGUGCCGACGAUUAGUGUAUUUAUACAGAAAAGAAAGGACUAAAUUUGAAACAUCGCCUAUUGAAAUAAUUAAAUUAAAAAGACAAAUGAUACAGAUUAUUAUAACAGUUGUAAUGGUGUUUUUUAUUUGCCAUACUCCAUAUAGAGCAGUGGUCAUCUGGACUUUCUUUGAAAAAACUGAAACUGUGAGGAAUUUUGGAUUCGAAGCAUACCUAACUAUAUUAUAUUUUACUAGGAUUUUACUAUAUGCAAAUCAUGCAAUUAAUCCAUUUGUGUAUAAUUUUGUAUCAAGAAAGUUCAGGAGAGCUUUAAUAUGGAUUUGUUGUCAUAAAAGACAUAAGUUGACCAAAUUUGAUUAUAUUGACAAUCCUUUACAUUCGUUGCCUUUAAGAAGACUUUCUGAACGUCACAUCGAUGUACGAUCGGAUGAUUUUUUAUUCAACGAUUACAGGGGCAGAUCGAGAGAAGGAUUCCAAAAAGACAAUCGAAAUCAUAUUAAUGAUUUUCUGGCACUGUAUGAACAUUUAGUAUUAUUAGAGUAA